UCGCAGGCAGCUGCUGAGGCGGUGGAUGGCUGGAGCCUCCGGCGCCAUGAACACCUUCGGGGCUGGCCUGCUCCUCUGGGCUGUGGCAGCGUGUGCGGGGACAGACGAGCUUCUGCACGAGCUAGAUGAAACCAGCUUUCAAAAAUGCAGGGAUGCCUUGAAGCUACCUGUCCUGGAAGUCUUACCUGGAGGGGGAUGGGACAAUCUGCGGAAUAUAGACAUGGGGCGGGUGAUAGAGCUGACCUACACUCGCUGUAGGACCACCGAGGAUGGGCAAUACAUCAUCCCCAACGAAAUCUUCACCAUUCCCCAGAAAGAGAGCAGCUUGGAGAUGAACUCCGAAAUCCUGCAGUCCUGGACGGAUUACAGGAGCAGCACCUCUUCUUCUGUCAAUUUGGACGUUGCCCUUUUUUCCAAGGUCAAUGGCAAAUUUUCUGCCGAGUUCCAGAGGAUGAAGACCCUUCAAGUGAAGGACCAAGCUGUAACCACUCGAGUCCAAGUCAGAAACUUGGUCUACACAGUCAAAAUGAACCCAGCCUCAGAAUUCACCUGGGAGUUUAAGGAGCUGCUCAUGGACAUCUCUAACCGGCUAGAGAACAACCAGACGAGGAUGGCCACCUACCUGGCGGAACUCCUAGUCCUGCACUACGGCACCCACGUCAUCACCAGUGUGGACGCCGGGGCAGCUCUGGUUCAGGAGGACCACAUCAGGUCCUCCACCCUCCAGGACAGCCAGACCAGCCAAAAGAGCCUGACUGCAUCUGCUGGAGUUGUCUUCUCAAAAGUCGUGAACGCCAAAGUUGAAACUGGGUACUCCACUGAGGAAGCCCUGAUCAAGAGCUACCUCGCCAAUCGCACCAACUCCAGGGUGCUGAGCUUUGGAGGGGUUCCCUUUCACCCAGGCAUCACCCUUGAAGUCUGGCAGCAAGGCAUCCACAACCACCUGGUGGCGGUGGACCGGGCUGGCCUGCCCCUUCACUUCUUCAUCAAGCCGGACAUGCUGCCCGAGCUGCCGGGGCCACUGGUGAAGCAGGUGUCUCAGACGGUGGAGGCUGCUGUGCAUCGCUAUUACACCUUCAAUACCUAUCCCGGGUGCACAGACGCUGGCUCCCCGAACUUCAACUUUCAAGCCAAUACCGAUGAUGGCUCCUGCGGUGGGAAGACGAACAACAUCUCCUUUGGUGGCAUUUAUCAGGAAUGCACCCAGUUCUCAGGCAGCGAUCUUGCCCUCUGCCCAAACUUGGAGCAGAAGAAUCCACUCACAGGUAACUUCUCCUGCCCCUCCGGCUACACCCCAGUCCACCUGCUGUCCCAGACCCAUGAGGAGGGUUACAACCACCUGGAGUGCCGAAAGAAGUGCACGCUCCUCGUCUUUUGCAAGACAGUGUGUGAAGAUGUGUUCCGGGUGGCAAAGGCUGAAUUUAGGGCAUUUUGGUGUGCGGCCAGCCGGCAAGCGCCUGGAAACUUGGGACUUCUCUUUGGGGGUCUCUUCAGCAGUGGGGGUGUAAACCCCAUGACAAACGAACAGUCCUGCCCAGCGGGCUACACUACACUGAGCCUCUUUGAGACCCUCAAGGUAUGUGUGACACAGGACUACGAGUUGGGGUACAGGCUUUCUGUCCCCUUUGGGGGGUUCUUCAGCUGUGCAGUGGGGAACCCCUUGGUGAGCUCUGCUUUAUCUGGGGACCUCCAGAAAAAGUGUCCCGGGGGCUUCAGCCAGCACUUGGCCCUCAUCAUCGACGGAUGCCAGGUGUCCUAUUGUGUCAGGGCGGGGGCAUUCACUGGGGGGUCCCUGCCCCCCGCCAGGCUCCCACCUUUCACGCGGCCACCCCUCAUGAGCCAGGCUUCCACCAACACCGUCAUGGUGACCAACAGCGAGAGCACCAGCUCUUGGAUCAGAGAUUCCCGGACGCACCGCUGGAGGCUGGGAGAGCCGCAGGAGCUUCGCAGAGCCAUGAGGAUCAUCCGUGGGGAGAGCAGCGGGCUGUCUGGGGGCGCAGCAGUGGGCGUCUCAGUGGCCGUCACCACCCUGCUGGCAGCCCUCAUCGCCUUGGCUUUCUAUGGCAUCCGCAAGCGCAAGAAUAAAGGGUACCAGGCAAUCAACGGGGAGGAGGAGAGUUUGGUUGCAGAGAUUGCAGCUGCCGGAAACAUCCCCGAGCUACAGCCGGAGGGAAGUCCAGCUUAAAUCUCUGCUGGUCACGAUUUCUGUCACCUCUGACCACAGCCGCAAGCCUCUCUUUCAUUCCUUUCCUCUCCACGCCUGUGUUCCCACGUCAGCAAGCACCAAGUGUAACAAAACGCAGGUAUAACUGUGUGACUUCUGGUUUGGCUCUCAGGGCCAGGAAGUUAGAGAAGCCCCAUGGACAAGGUGGGCAGUGGGGAGAUGGAGCAGCUGUGACCUGGGGACUAACAGCUAAAGGGGUGUCUGCUCUCAAUAUUGGCCAUGUAUCUUCUUCACUUGGUGCGUGUGUGCAAAAAGGGAGGAUGCAGACAUUUGACUUUGGAAAUGAAGCUCGCAAUGGUUUCUCAUUUGUCAGCUGUAAGAAUUUCUGCCCUUAAGCACCACUUGCCUUUUAUUUGUGCUUUUAGAAGCUGUUUGUACUUUAUGCUCCUAUGUAUCUUAGUGAAAAGAUACGGGAAGCCCGGUGUGGCCCCUGCUUUUUAGUCUCGAGGGUCUCAGGCUGCUCCCCCAGGAAGAUGUUCUCCAUCCAAGUCCACCUUUUCCAACUGCCCCACAGUUAGGACUUACUUCUGACUGGAGUUACCAAGUGCUCAGAAAAUAUUCCAACUGACACGCUCCUAUUAGCAGGCCAAGGGCAAAGGGAUGGUUAGGAAAGGCAGAGUAAAGGUAAAAAACCGAAAAGCUCUGGUGCUUGGGAGAAACUGGAAUCCUUAGCCAACUGAUUUCCUCUUUCCUACCGCAUAGUGAAGCAGGCACUGGAAGGAGCUAUACAUGUGGGGAGCCCAACCACUCCAGUUUCAUGUUGUUACCAAAAAGAACCCCUUCCUCCUACUGCCAUGAACGGGCCUAGCCCUUCCCACCAUCCACCACCUGUGUGGGUGUGUGGCAAGCACAGGCACAAUGCACACCCAGAUUCCACCAAGAGGCUCACAUUUUCCCAGGGGGGAAAAAGGGAGAAGUCGAAGUGAGCCCGCUUCUAAGUAUUACUUCCUCCCUCAAACAAAACAAAAAUAGAAAGCACCAAUUGCUCUACCCACUCCACCCCUCUGCAGAAAAGGGGUUCUAAUAUCAAAUUCAGGCCUUUGAAUGGAACCCCCGGAGACAUCUAUCUGAGCUCCAGGCUGGCCCUGGGGCAUCUGGCAGGAUGCGUGACUACCAAUAUUUGGGCUUUGCUCAAUUUUAGCAGUGGCUGUAUCUAAUUGUAAUCACCUCCGUAAUGUUUUUAAGAAGUAUAUAUUUAUUUACCCAAUCAAAUGUCAUUAGUGAGCUGCUGUCUGGAAGGGUAAUCUGUUCUCUUCCACGCAGGCCCUCUUCUAUAGGGUCGGAAGGGUCCCAGCUUGUGGGGAGCUGGGAAUAAGAACUGACUUAUUUCUGACUGACACUCGGUGUGAAGAACAGAGUCUGAGCCCCACUUCGACUGCCUGGCCAAGGACACCGAUUUCUACAACCUCUGCACUCAACUCUGCCCCUUAAGCAUUCAACUAUCUUCCUAAACUUCUGGGUAUUUUGUGGGCUCUGGGUGUUUUGUAUGUUUCAGCCAAUCUAACCACGUUUCUGCCAAAUCCUGACUUUCCUACUGAAUUCUCUGAUGAUUUUGGAAUCAAACAGGCAAGGGUUCCUGAGCUUUUAAUGCACUAAUUGCCCAAAGAAAUGAAAAGUUCUUCACAAGUUUCUAUUUUGAUAAUAAAAUGGCACAUAAAUAUGCACUAAAACACGCACAGAGGAGCGCUCUGCCCUACUGUUCAUUCACAUGGAAUCAGCAUGCGGAGCCUGCAGCUCACAUCCAUCAGUCACUUUGCGAAGUCAGGUCUCGGGUGCGGGGCUCACAGGGCCUACGGAGCUGUUUCCUACCUGAGGAUCCAGGCUGGGAGCUGCGGAAAGACCAGUCCUGGCUUCCAAGGAAACCACACUGCA
Messenger RNA from Heterocephalus glaber (naked mole-rat), 4096 nucleotides. RefSeq names its product macrophage expressed 1 (gene Mpeg1). NCBI's taxonomy places the organism in Eukaryota, Metazoa, Chordata, Mammalia, Rodentia, Bathyergidae. Gene Ontology annotation, biological process: defense response to bacterium. The record is from RefSeq and is a predicted model, not a curated record.